AUGGGCGACAACAAUCCUCACUCGAGGAAUCCUCUGAACCAACAUCGAGAGCCAGGGGCUAUCCGGACCGCCUUGCCAUCUCGCCCGAUGUCGUCGACCCCGACGGCUCAUUUCGUGGGCGGCCCCUCCGAUCGUACGAACCAAACGAAAUCUACCAGUGUCUCGCCUUCGUCUCAAGACGUUUCGAUGCUUGAUGUCUCCUCGUACCAAUCGCAUAGCCCGAAUACACCGUCUGCAACCCUUGCCCCCAAAGCAAGCCCUCCCGCCGUGUCUAGCUCUCAUGGCGGUCAAGUCUGCAGCAAUUGUGGAACCACACGGACGCCUCUUUGGAGAAGAUCCCCCCAGGGCGCAACGAUCUGUAAUGCCUGUGGCUUAUACUUGAAGGCACGGAAUGCCGCCCGGCCCACUGGAUUGAAGAAGCCACCAAGCGUCAUACAAGAAUCGACCCCUCGCCCGUCAUCGCAGCCUACAUCUAUUGCCCCUGCACCGAAGGCAGGUCAGGGCGUGCCCGGUGCCACCUACGUGACUGCCGAACAGACUCCGACUGGGACAUGCCCCGGUGGUGGCCGUUGUAAUGGAACUGGUGGAGCCGAAGGCUGCCAUGGCUGCCCAGCCUUCAACAACAGACUUUCAAAGAGCGCCAAUCUGACCGUUAAACAAAGAUCCGGGGGGUGUGGAGGACGUGAUCAAGGUGCUUCAAACACUCCGCAACCGAUUGAUGUGAAUGCUUUGCAGACUCAGUCGCAAGCACAGUCACAAGGCCAGUCGCAAAACCAAGCCCAAAAUCCUGACACCACAGUUGUCAUUGCCUGCCAGAAUUGUGGUACCACUGUGACACCCUUAUGGAGGCGAGACGAAGGCGGACACACGAUCUGCAAUGCUUGUGGCCUCUACUAUAAACUACAUGGCGUCCAUCGUCCAGUUACAAUGAAGAAAGCUACCAUUAAGCGCAGAAAGAGAGUUAUUCCAGCAAGCCAGGAUGAGGAAAUGGAUGAUAUGACGGAAUCGAGUGACGGUCAUCGCUAUGAGAAAACACCCGAGCGAGGUACGAUAAACGACGAUGGCUCCAUCAAUCUCGGAAUGCGUAGACCUGCUAGUCUGCCCGUGGCUAUUGAACCUCGACCUGCUAUUCAUUCGAGCCGGCAGCCGUCUCCUAUGUCAACUGCUUCGGAUCUGGCUUCGUAUCAUCAACAAUCACUCCGCCCCCGGCAAUCUCCCCAAAUAUUCAACGACGAUAACCGGCUACCGCCACUGGCAUCAAUGCAUACGGUUGUUGAUAGGCGAGCCUCGGUAUCGCCGGCAUCCUUUCUACCCUCGGCGAGGAAACGUUCCUUUUCAUCUGCGGAGGUGGAAAGUAAAUACCAGGAUGAUGGAGAGGUGGACAAUCCGAAACGACUCUCUUCUAUCAAAUCGAUUUUGAAUCCCGGACCUGGCCACGAUGACCGAAACGAUUACUCGUUACCCCCGCUCCGAUCGCCUGGACCGAAGCUUACUCCACAGCCUAGCCCCAGCAUAUUUUCGACAAGAGACGGUACACCAACACAUUCAGAUAUUCAUGACGAGAUUGAAAAUUCUAAAGCUGACCGCCGAGCAGCUUUGCAACGAGAAGCCGAACAAAUGCGAGAGAUGUUGGCGGCCAAGGAGCGUGAGCUAAUGGCCUUGGGACACGAAUGA
Molecule: messenger RNA, 1674 nt
Organism: Clonostachys byssicola
Lineage: Eukaryota; Fungi; Ascomycota; Sordariomycetes; Hypocreales; Bionectriaceae
Source: the annotation of a GenBank genome assembly